This is a messenger RNA of Stegostoma tigrinum, 4480 nucleotides long. It is a transcript of the gene p2ry1, whose product is annotated as purinergic receptor P2Y1. NCBI's taxonomy places the organism in Eukaryota, Metazoa, Chordata, Chondrichthyes, Orectolobiformes, Stegostomatidae. Gene Ontology annotation, biological process: relaxation of muscle; phospholipase C-activating G protein-coupled receptor signaling pathway; platelet activation. Gene Ontology annotation, cellular component: plasma membrane. Gene Ontology annotation, molecular function: A1 adenosine receptor binding; G protein-coupled ADP receptor activity; ATP binding. The transcript is spliced from 4 exons. The record is from RefSeq and is a predicted model, not a curated record. The coding region runs from base 642 to 1727 and encodes 361 amino acids.
GCUCCAAUGCCACGCCUGUCCAUGACGUUCCAGCAGAGAGAGAGAGAGCUGAGGAGGCAGAACUGAGUUUAGAGUGUGUUACUGUUUCAAUCAAUCCCCCUUCUUUUUUUAUUAAAAAAGCGUGAGAUCUGUGGGGAAGAGCCGGACUGUCAAUGAAAGAUGUUAAAAGAACAAAAUGAAGAGGAAAAAUAAAUCCGUUUGAUCCUGGUGUUCCUACCUUUAGCCCCUCACACACACGCUCCUGGAGGAUCUUAAAGCAUGGGACUGUGCCCCGGAGCUGCAAUUAGGUGUUAAAUGUUCGGCAAUAUGUGAUGCUGACUACAUCAAUUAGCAUCCUUGAGGACCCAUGGAGAAUUUGCCUGAUCCUGGAUAUUCUUGACGAUGGUUGGAAUCCUAAUGCUUCACAACCUGUAACAUCUCCUUCAAGAGCAGUAUUGGUUGCAACGCAGCCAAUGCGCACUCAACAAACUCCCUCAGACUGCGGUGCAUGAGCAACUGGAUUAUCUGUGAAUGUUCAACUGAUUGAGGAGAGUGUGUUAGCCAGAACACAGAAGGAACUAACCUGCUCUUCUUAAAAAAUCAGUGGAAUCUUAAAGAUGUUCUGUUUCUUGAAGGGAGGCACACCGUUCUGUUGAUGCCAAAUGGAAGACCUUGAGUUGGAUACAAUGCAGGAGGCGUUAUCAAAUUUUUCAAAUUUGACCAGUGACCUGACUGCUAGCAUCAACAAAACCUGCUCCUUGAACAAGGGCUUCCAGUUUUACUAUCUGCCUAUCAUGUACAUUAUCGUGUUUGUCACUGGAUUCAUUGGAAACAGUGUUGCUCUCUGGAUGUUCAUCUUUCACAUGAGGCCUUGGAGUAGCAUCACCAUUUACAUGUUUAACCUUGCCCUGGCUGACCUCUUCUACGUCUUCUCUCUGCCCAUUUUAAUAUUUUACUAUUUUAACAAGACUGACUGGAUCUUUGGAGAGGCACUGUGCAAACUGCAGAGGUUCAUUUUCCACGUUAACCUCUACGGGAGCAUCUUGUUUCUGACCUGCAUCAGUGUUCACAGGUACACGGGGGUGGUGCACCCCAUGAAGUCACUGGGCAGGUUGAAGAAAAAAUCGGCCACUAUUGUGUGCGUGUGCGUGUGGGUUGUGGUCAUGGCUGGGAUCUCCCCAAUACUGUACUUCUCCCGAACCGGGCCAAGGAAAAAUAAAACAAUUACAUGUUAUGAUACAACGUCUAAAGAGCUCCUGGGCACUUAUUUCAUUUACAGCAUGCUGACUACGUUCUUUGGUUUCUGCAUCCCCUUCGCCACCAUUCUGGUUUGUUAUGGAUUUAUCGUGAAGGCCUUAAUAUCUAACGACAUGAGGACACCUCUCCGGGGCAAGUCUGUGCGUCUCGUCAUCAUCGUGUUGGCCGUCUUUGCCAUCUCCUAUCUCCCCUUCCAUGUGAUGAAGAACCUAAACCUACAGUCCAGACUCUAUUACCAGGGGCCAGAGACAUGCGAGUGGAAUAAGAGGGUCUACGCCACUUAUCAAGUGACCCGGGGGCUUGCCAGCCUCAAUAGCUGUGUGGACCCUAUCUUGUACUUUUUGGCAGGAGACACUUUCAGGAGAAGGUUCACUACUGCGGCUAGUAGGUUCAUGUCUAAGCGAGGUGAGACCAACCUACAGUUUCGGAGUGAAGACAGUCCACUUCAUGCUGUAUCGAACAUUUCACAAAACGGUGACACUUCUCUCUGAACUUUGUAUUAGAGAAUUUUGCAACAUUUCUUUUUAGGUUUCUUGGAGGUACAGUAAGAAUUGUGUUCAUGAGAUCGUUAUCAACUUAAAGCUUUGAUCUAAUAUAGGAAACAAUGGAGAGUAAAGCACCCAGCAUUUAUAAAUUCAAGAGUACUGUGCAUAGUUAACUGUUUAUCUUCUGAAUCUAUCACCAUUUGAGUAUUGCUGUCAAAUGACAAGUUUUGUUGAAGUUUCCCACCUUGCACUCAGGAGCACUAAAUCGCUCACAGUUGAAUCUGAAAUUUUUAAUUUCAGAAAAGUAGAUUUUCUUCCAUGGCUUGAAAAGAGUUUCGUUUUGCCACUCAGUGCUUUUCCUGUGCCCACAUGGGAAGUUCAGCAUCCUCAUACUAUUCUCAACUCAACACAGAGGAAGCAUAGAAGGGAAGAUCUACACUGAGUGACCUCAUGAGGUAGUUGCUCUCUGCUGCUUACAGCGCCUCCCUGUGAUGACUUGGCAGAGAUCUGGAAUGCACCCUGUCCAAGUGAACGUGCCUCAAGCUCAGUUGAUUGUUUGAUUGAUUUUAUUGUCACGUAUGCCAAAACACAGUGAAAAGCUUUGUUUAUGAGUGGUACAGGCAGAUCACAGCAAGCAAAGGAUGUACAGAUUAGAAAGUCUCAGUGGCAAACAGGUUACAUUGCAGACUACAUUAUUUGAGGCUAGAGUCCCUUCAACAGUCUGGCAACAGCCAGGAAGAAGCUGUUCCUAAACCUGCUUGUGCCUGCAUUCAGGCUUCUGUAUCUUCUGCCUGAUGGAAGAGGUUGGCGGAGAGCAUUACCAGGGUGAGAUGGGUCUUUGAUGAUGUUGGCUGCCUUUCCACAGCAGUGAGUCAUGUGAAUAGAGUCCAUGGAUGGAAGGUCGGCUUCCGUCAUGGUCUGGGCUGUGCACACCACCUUCUGUAGUUUCUUACAGUCCUGGGCCGAGCAGUUACUAUACCAGGCUGCUAUGCAGCCAUACAGUAUGCUUUCAAUGGUGCAUCUGUAGAAGAUGUUGAGAGCUUCUAGAUACUUCUACUCAUGAUUACCCUGACAUUUCCACUUCCCUGAGGCUGGCAACCAGGUGGGGCAAGUGACUCUGCAUCCAUUUGCCAACUCAUUGCUCUUCAACAGAACCUUUUGAAAGUCAAUCUAAAUUUAAGGUCUUCUUGGAGGCCAUGAUUUUCUUUUUACACAAAAUGUUUAGAACUUUAGCAGGUUCAGAUUGUGUGGGCGUGCUUUAAGAGAAAUCCUGGCUGCCCACUCUGCUCAGGAAAUGGCGACAAUAGUCAUCAAUGUGCCGGGGAAAGAAUGGUGGGAUGAGGCCUGAGUAGAGUGGAACGCAGAAUGGAUGAGGAUCUCUCAUCAGUAAGCAAAUUUUCAGUUAUGGGGAGAAGACAGGAAAGUGAAUUUGAGGGUCAUCAGAUCAGCCAUGCUGCCAUUGAAUGGCAGAGCAGGCUCGAUGGGCUGAAUGGCCUACUUCUCCGACAUCUAUUGAUGUUACAUGCACAAAUGACAAGCUUAAGCAGACCCCAUUUAUUUGAAUGAAGUGAGACAGCUGAAAAGGAUAAGUUGUUCAAUGAAAGAACAACUCAGCCAGGCACAGAAAGGUGGCAUUGGAUAGGGGCUGUUCGGGCUACCGAUCAAGAAAGAAGCAGAGAGCAGUCAGAGCAUCCCAGUGAGGGAUGGAGACAUAAGGAUAUUGGACGUCCAUAGUGAAGGGGUAGUUUUUAAUGCCAGGAAAGUGGAAAUUGUUGAAGUGAUGUUGGGCACAUCAUAAUUAUGAAUGUAGGUGGCAAGAUGUGUAGUUGAGAAUGCUUGUUUGCAGUAAAAUGUCACAAUGCACGUAGAAAUCCAUGAGCUGGCCCUUGUAGCACUAAUGCUUCUACAGUCCCUACAAUACAGGGAUAGCUUUACUGUCCAUGGUAGUAGCUCAUUUCCUGCUUUGCUCACAAUGUCGCUAAUACUGUAAGAUAUGGAGUAUGUGUGUCCAAUUCUGGACACCGUAAUUUAGGAAAGAUGUGAACACCGCACAGGGAAAAGGUUUACGCAAAUGGUUUUGGGGAUCGGGGACAUCUCCACAGUUGGGAGGAGAUUUGUUAGAAGUGUGAAAAUCAAAGCUGUAACCUAUUUUACACUCUCACACAAGGUAAAGAUCAGCUCCAUUCAACUUUGAUCCCACACCAUAUAAAACUGUGUUGUAUCAAUUCUUUUGACAUUGUGAGAUUUGAUCAGGUGAGAAUGAACCAUUUAUUGAAAUGAUGAGUCAUAUUGUGCAACUGAACUAUUGCAGUCUGCCAGUCUUGCAAAAGAAAACGUGUGUUUUGUGGGUGUUUUGUUCUCUGUAAUCCUAACUUUCAUUGGACAAAUCAUACUAGAAUAUUUUAUUUGUUGCAAUGAAAUAUACCACGUCUUUUAAAAGAGCAAGAGAACAUUUACUCCAUUAUAUUUAAUGUAUUUCCCAUUUUUAUCACCAUAAUUCUUGUGUUAUUCCCCUUCCAAAACCAGCAAGACAUUAAUCCAUGUUAUUUUCUGGGAGUGUUUUCCCCAGCGACAGUAAUAGCCUUAGUGUAGCAAGGUUUUAGCACAGUUUGAUUUCAUCAUGGCUUUUGGAAGCUGCACAUUGUUUGGUGCUGUCUGAAACUAGCCGAUAUAGAAAUCAGUUUCCAAUGUGAUUUAAUAUUGUGACAACGUCUCCCAAACUACUAUUAAACACUCAUGUUAAUGUGGUGACACUCCAA